Molecule: messenger RNA, 2856 nt
Organism: Bombina bombina (fire-bellied toad)
Lineage: Eukaryota; Metazoa; Chordata; Amphibia; Anura; Bombinatoridae
Gene: KSR2
Product: kinase suppressor of ras 2
Exons: 20
Coding region: 1-2856 (951 amino acids)
Biological process (GO): protein phosphorylation
Molecular function (GO): protein kinase activity; ATP binding
Source: RefSeq, a predicted model, not a curated record
AUGGAUGAAGAAAAUGUGGCCAGCAGUGACGAGCAGCCCCUGAGUUUGCAAAAAGCCCUGCAGCAGUGCGAGUUGGUGCAAAACAUGAUAGACAUAAGCAUCUCCAACCUGGAGGGGCUCAGGACCAAGUGUGCCACCUCCAACGACUUGACACAGAAAGAGAUCAGAACACUGGAGAGUAAGUUGGUGAAGUACUUCAGCCGCCAGUUGUCCUGCAAAAGAAAGGUGACUCUGCAUGAGCGGAACGCAGAGCUGGAAGGUUUUCCGCAGCUCAUGCACUGGUUCAGAAUUGUAAACAUUCGCAAGGAAGUAAUGCAGGAGAUCGACCCUGGGCAGCUGACUUUGGAGGAAUUGCUAGAGAUGAAUGAUGAGCAGGUGUGUGAGGCUCUUGAGAAGUUUGGUGCCACCAGUGAAGAAUGUGGACGGUUAAAUGCAUCGCUCUCAUGUUUGCGCAGUGUUUACAAAUCAGGAAGUAGCCUUUCCAAGCAAGACUGGGCCAUUCCAUGGCCGGCCACAGAAACUGGAAAGGAGAAUAAUCCCAUCAACCAGCAAGAGACUGCUCAGUGGAUCCGGUCACACCUUUCACAAAGCCCAAAAGUCCAAUCCAAAUGUAUCCAGCACUACUGCCAUUUACCUAUGGCUCACGGGUCAUUGUACUCUAACGUAGACAGACUGACUGUUGAAGUGUAUCCAGGUUUGUGCCCAUCAUCAGAGACUGGUCAUAGAUCCUUACCUCCAUCCCCGCGCCAGAGACAUACAGCACAUAGUAACCCUCCACGGACCCCAAACAUAGUCACCACCAUGACCCCUCCUGGCACACCUCCUGUUAGAAGAAGAAAUAAACUUAAACCGCCAGGCACGCCACCCCCCUCAUCUAGAAAACUCAUUCACCUCAUUCCUGGAUUUACCUCUCUGCACAGGAGCAAGUCCCAUGAAUUCCAAGUGGGUCAUCGUGUAGAUGAAUCUCAUACACCCAAAACAAAGAAAAAGAACAAGCCACUAAACCUCAAGAUUCACAACAGCGUGGGCAGCUGUGAGAAUAUCCCAUCGCAGCGCUCACCCUUAAUGUCAGAACGCUCCUUACGCUCCUUCUUUGUGGGCUACCCAUCUUUCCUCCCUUCUACUCCCCCUGUUCAUACUGAACCCUCUUCUGCAAACACACUGUCAGUGCCUCGCUGGUCCCCACAGAUUCCACGCAGAGAUCUGGGAAACUCCAUCAAACACAGAUUCUCCACCAAAUACUGGAUGUCUCAGACCUGCACAGUCUGUGGGAAGGGAAUGCUGUUUGGAUUGAAAUGCAAAAAUUGCAAGUUAAAGUGCCACAAUAAAUGCACCAAAGAGGCCCCUCCAUGUCAUUUACUAAUCAUACACAGAGGAGACUCUCUGUCUUCUUUUUUCUGUUUCACUUCAGCACGGUUAGUUCGGACAGAAUCUGUACCAUGUGACAUCAACAACCCAUUGCGGAAACCCCCAAGGUAUUCAGACCUCCAUAUUAGCCAAACCCUACCUAAAACCAACAAAAUUAAUAAGGACCACAUUCCAGUGCCCUACCAGCCAGAUUCCAGCAGCAAUCCCUCAUCUACAACAUCAUCCACACCGUCCUCACCAGCUCCCCCCCUUCCACCCAGUGCUACGCCACCCUCUCCGCUCCACCCAUCACCACAAUGUGCACGCCAACAGAAGCCGUUCAGCUUACCAGGCCCUCAUUACUAUAAAUACAAACAGCAGUUUAUAUUCCCAGAUGUUGUGCCUGAAAUCCCUACCCGAGCUCCCCAAGUUAUCCUUCAUCCAGUAAACUCCAAUCCAGUUAAUGAAGGAAAUCCAUUACUUCAAAUUGAAGUGGAACCAACCUCUGAGAAUGAGGAAAGCAAUGAGCGAGCAGAGGAGUCUGAGGAUGAUUUUGAGGAAAUGAACCACUUGUUGCUUUCAGCAAGAAACUUCCCUCGCAAAGCUAGCCAGACCAGCAUAUUUUUGCAAGAAUGGGACAUUCCAUUUGAGCAACUGGAAAUAGGAGAGAUGAUUGGAAAAGGACGCUUUGGUUUGGUAUAUCAUGGACGGUGGCACGGAGAAGUAGCUAUUAGACUCAUAGACAUUGAAAGGGACAAUGAGGACCAGCUGAAAGCUUUUAAGCGAGAAGUGAUGGCUUACAGACAGACCCGGCAUGAGAAUGUGGUCCUCUUCAUGGGAGCUUGCAUGAGUCCACCUCAUCUCGCCAUUAUCACCAGCCUUUGCAAGGGGAGGACAUUGUACUCUGUGGUCCGAGAUGCAAAAAUUGUUCUAGAUGUCAACAAAACAAGACAGAUAGCACAAGAGAUUGUAAAGGGAAUGGGGUACCUGCACGCAAAGGGUAUUCUUCAUAAGGACCUCAAAUCAAAAAAUGUUUUUUAUGAUAACGGCAAAGUGGUGAUCACAGACUUUGGUCUCUUCAGUAUAUCUGGUGUGCUGCAGGCCGGCAGGAGAACAGACAAGCUCCGUAUACCUAAUGGUUGGCUCUGCCAUUUGGCUCCAGAAAUAAUUUGCCAGUUGUCACCUGACACCGAGGAAGAUAAGCUUCCUUUCUCUAAGCACUCUGAUGUAUUUGCACUUGGAACAAUAUGGUAUGAGUUGCAUGCCAGGGAGUGGCCAUUUAAGAUUCAGCCAGCAGAAGCGAUAAUAUGGCAAGUAGGAAAUGGGAUGAAGCCAAAUCUCACCCAAAUCGGAAUGGGGAAAGAGAUAUCAGAUAUUCUGCUUUUUUGUUGGGCCUUUGAACAAGAAGAAAGACCAUCUUUCACCAAACUGAUGGAGAUGCUGGAGAAGCUGCCAAAGCGGAAUAGACGUCUCUCUCAUCCUGGGCACUUCUGGAAGUCAGCUGAGUAA